AAAAAACACAAAACAUUUAGUGAUACAGAGAUUAAGAGGGAGAGAGAAUAUGGAGAGAGGAAUUUUGGUGAUGUUGGUUUUGGGUUUGUGCCUUUUGGGUGUGGCCAAUGCCCAAAGUGCCACAAAUGUUAGGGCUACAUAUCACUUGUACAACCCACAAAACAUCAAUUGGGAUUAUCUUAGGGCAAGUGUCUUCUGUGCCACAUGGGAUGCCAACAAGCCCUUGGAGUGGCGCCGCCGUUACGGCUGGACCGCCUUUUGUGGCCCUGUCGGCCCUCGUGGCCAAGCUUCCUGCGGUCGCUGCUUGAGGGUGACCAACACUGAAACUAGAGCUUCAGCAAUAGUAAGGAUUGUGGAUCAAUGUGCCAAUGGAGGAUUAGAUUUGGAUGUGAAUGUUUUUAAUAGCAUUGACACCAAUGGAAAUGGACAUGCUCGUGGCCAUAUGUUCGUCAAUUACCAGUUUGUCAAUUGCUGAGAUUCUUCUUUUACUUCAUUCUUCCUAAGAAGAAGAAUGAGGAAAAGAAAAUCAUGUAUGCGCGACUGGAUAAAUAAAUUAUGAAUAAAUGAUGAACUAAGUGUUUUUCAAUUCUA
This is a messenger RNA of Momordica charantia (bitter melon), 591 nucleotides long. Its product is annotated as pathogenesis-related protein PR-4. The record is from RefSeq and is a predicted model, not a curated record. Gene Ontology annotation, molecular function: RNA nuclease activity. Gene Ontology annotation, biological process: defense response to bacterium; defense response to fungus. NCBI's taxonomy places the organism in Eukaryota, Viridiplantae, Streptophyta, Magnoliopsida, Cucurbitales, Cucurbitaceae.